UGGCUUUGUCGAUGUGCUCUACAACCUCCUGUUUCAAGGGCCGCUCGACAUUCAACUGCCCAAUGGCGUGUGGCUGCACAUAUCCAACUGCCCGAAAACUCAUCGCCCACCUCAAAGCACGGCAUCCCCAAAUCCUCACACCAGACAUGCACUCUGUGCACAUAUUCCCAUCCAUGGCCGCGUUUGAGGCGUGGUUCACAACCAUGACGCUGAAGACGCACUCUCAAUUCACUGCGCGCCGAACCAGCACGCCUGCAAGCGCCGAGCACUGGGGCGACGAUGUGGGCGACGUGGCCGUGGGCGAGCGCGUGACAUACACGUGCGCGUGUCACGGGCCAGCGCGAACGGCUGAGCGGCAAGUGCGGCGGCAGCGGGCGAGGGAAUCAAAGCACGUGGGGUACUGCCCUGCUCGCAUGUGGCUGGCGGUUGAAGCCACGUCUGCACGCGACACCACAACUGCAACGAAUGGAGAGAUUGAUCACGCACACAUGCAACAACAGCAACAACAGCAACAACAACAACAACAACAACAACAACAACAACAACAACAACAACAACAACAACAACAACAACAACAACAACAACAACAACAACAACAACAACAACAACGCGUGCGCGUGGAGGUGUUCAACUACCACACGCACCCCUGCAACGUGCACGAUGUGCGCAUCCCCGAGACGGUCCGCGAGCACGUGCGGUCGUGGCUGCAGUGCGGCGUGCCGGCAUCAGCUGUGGUCAUGUUGUGUCGCACCAUGUACCCGCCAACUCACCCAGCACACCACAUCACCCUUCGAAGCGUACACAACUUCACCCGUGUAGCCUCCAGCCACGACCGCCACGAGCAAGCGAACGAUCAUCAUCGUGGUGGGAGCGCUGGCUCACGUUCAGGGCACGCACCCGGGACCGCCCAACAGCAAUCUGCUCACGCAUCAUGGCACGAUGACGACGAUGACGACGACCACCACCAACAGCAACAUCAAGCAGGCCAACAAGUUCAGGGUGAGGAGGUGAUGGGCGUGGCUUCCUUCGCUCGCGCUUUGAAUGCGGGCAGUGAUGGCUGCGCAAUCGUAUCGUUGAAGCUUGCAGGCAACGAGACAUUUACCAUCACCACCGCAGUGCACAACAACAACAACAACGGCAACAACAACGGCAACAACAAGAACAACAAAAACAGCAGCAGCAGCAGCAGCAGUCGAGAGGGCGUGUUAUCACACCACAGUGCAAUCAGCGCGCGUGGUGUCACAACUGCAACGCCAAGGGAUCACAACGCCAGCACCGAUGAUGAUGAUGCUGAUGCUGAUGCUGUUACUGCUGAUGCUGAUGGUGAUGAAGACGGUGGUGGGCUUGGUCAGCGCAGCCGCAAACGCACCAGCGCUCACACGGAUUCGCCGACGCCAGCACGGACAACCUCAUCACGCUCGCCGUCGUCCUCCCCAUCAUUGCUGUCCCUCUCACGGUUUGCACCGCCGUUUGGCAAGUCGGAGUUUGUGGCUGUGAUGCAGUCGCCGUGGCAGGUGGAAAUGGCGCAGACACACGGCAGGCGGUUUGCUGCUGUUGCCUGCACACAUGACACCACCCAGCACCACCACCUCCUCAUCACCAUUGCAACCAAGGACCACCACGGCUGUGGCGUUCCCAUCGGCCACUGCCUCACCAGCGCAUCGCGCGAAGCAGCCACCCGUCACCUGCUUCAGACGGCGCUUGCACGUCACGGCGUGACCCCAUCCUCCAUCGUUGUCGAUGAUGAUGCCAUGCAGGCGGCUGCCGUCAUGCACGUGUUUGCACACGCCAGCGAGCUCAUUCUCUCCCUGCCCCAGCUCCGCAAGGCCUGGACUGCUGGCAUUCAACAGCGGGCAUCGUGUGAUGACAUGGCGUUCAGAAUGCGCACGGCCAUGGAGGCGGUGGCUGCAGCAGAAACACCAAACGCGUUUGACGCCAGCUGGCAGACCCUUCUUGAACCAUAUCGCGACAGUGAGCCGGCUGCUGUACGGUUUCUUGAAGAGCAAUUCUUCCUGCGAAAACGCAUGUGGGCACCGGCGUUCCGCUCGCCCGCAAGCGAACGUUCAAAUACAACUGCCAAGCGCUUUCACAACAGCCUGGUGCGAGGGUUGCUUGAUGCCAAGCCAGCAGCCAGCACACGCUGCUUCCUGCAGUUGCUGCACGCGUGUGUCCAGCACCACAGGCGCAUGUGGCGAAAGCGUCGCCUCUAUGGGUAUGAAGGCAUUUUGCGCCGCGGCAUUCAAAACCACUCGCGCGAUGUGAAAGGCAUUCGGACUGCAGACAUGAAACGACUGCCUGACGGCUCAUUUGUGCGUUUGCACUUGGAGAAGCAAAUUCUUGCACGCACACCGCCGCGGUACACCGCAUGACACAAUACCAGCCCGUACAGUUCAAACAAGGCCCCUCAAGCGGCAGCAGCACUAACGACAGCAACAGUAGCACUGCAACGACAAAUGCUGAUGAAACUCCACCCGGCUCGAACGCCAAUACCCGCGCCAACCAUGAUGGCGAUCAUGAUGAUGAUGAUGACAAUGAUGACAAUGAUGAUAAUGAUGAUGAUGAUGAUGAUGAUGAUGAUGAGGAGGAGGAGGAGGAGGAGGAGGAGGAUGGACGUGCACGCGGUGGCAAUGGUGGUGAUGGAAGGACCAGGGAGGCGAGUGGCUUUGUCGCUGAGCGCGCACAUGACACCACACACCGCCACCACCAUCAGCAUCUCCACCACCACCACCACCAGCAUAGGGGAGCUGCGGUCGCAACAAAUCAAGGCGGCGAAGGUGGCGCUGCCCGUGUGCGUCAUAGCGGCGAUAAUGGCAGAGCUUCUGACGGUGGUGUCAGGGAUGAUGAUGAUGAUGAUGAUGAU
Molecule: messenger RNA, 2860 nt
Organism: Salpingoeca rosetta
Lineage: Eukaryota; Choanoflagellata; Craspedida; Salpingoecidae
Exons: 6
Coding region: 12-2369 (785 amino acids)
Source: RefSeq, a predicted model, not a curated record